Molecule: messenger RNA, 1458 nt
Organism: Saccostrea echinata
Lineage: Eukaryota; Metazoa; Mollusca; Bivalvia; Ostreida; Ostreidae
Exons: 3
Coding region: 1-1458 (485 amino acids)
Biological process (GO): proteolysis
Molecular function (GO): aspartic-type endopeptidase activity
Source: RefSeq, a predicted model, not a curated record
AUGGAAUUCAGCUCGAUAGCCCAAAAGCCAGAAGAAACGAUGGAACAGUGGGCAGAUAGAGUCAUGGACACUGCCCAGAAGCCUUUGGUGGCGGAACCUCGCCAGAAAUAUGCCAGGAGCUGCUCAUUGUUAGAUUUGCUCUUGGCUGCAGUGAUGCGGAAUUGUCCGUAUAGGAGCAACCCAGAGUCCCUGUGCUCGUGUCUGCAAAAAUCUGCCGAGACUAGGUUUAGGGAGCGUUCGUCUAGUGCUAAUAGGGUGACCUUUUCUGAAACUCCAAAUGUCAAGGCCACUUAUGUUAUUCCCUCUAUAAUGUCAGGUAGUCAAAGUAUAGGCUCUGGUGCGUGGCGUAUCCCUAUACAGAUAGGAGGCCAGCAAAUUAUGGCGACUAUUGAUACUGCAGCUGACAUCACGAUAAUCUCGGGGGAGGUGUACAAGUCAUUGAGGCCGCAGUCCGAUAUUGUUAGGGACACUUAUGUCAGGCUGGCAGGCGAGGGGGCUGGUAUGACCGCCCAGUACCUCGGAAGUUUAAAUCUUCGCAUCGGGGAUUAUGAUUUUGUUCACCCGAUUUAUGUUGGCCCCUUACAAGACGAAAUGCUUUUGGGAAUUGACUUCCUGCGUGCACACGGUGCAGAAGUUUCCUGUGAAGCCGGCACAUUAAAGGUCAAGGGCAUUGAUAAGAUUUUCGCCCUAAGUGCUGAUAAGACAGUGGCAGUACUCGAUGCGGUUUCAGUCCGCAUAGUGCGGGUUCCUCCGCACACUGCCCAAGUUAUCGAGUGCACCCUUAGUUCCGAUAUGCCAGAAUUUAUGCUUGCGCCGCAUGUCAGCGGAGGGGGAAUUAGUUAUCAACAUAUAACCCCACUCCUAGAUCAGUUAGGGAAGAGUGCGCCUGUGGGGGUGAAGUCUCAGGCUGUAGAGCUAGUUAAAGAAUUUGCUGAUGUCUUUGCUGUAGAAGACCUUGACCUCGGAAACUUUUCCGAGAUAGAGCAUCGUAUAGAUACUGGCAAUGCACUUCCCGUUAAACAGCGGAUGCGCCGCACUCCUGCUGUGUUCCAGGGGGAGGAAGAGGGUCAUCUAGACAAAAUGUUAGAGGCCGGAGUUAUCCAGCCAUCUUCCUCAGAUUGGGCGUCUGCCCCGCUCCUAGUCAGGAAGAAGGAUGGUAGUGUCCGCUGGUGCGUGGACUACAGAGCCCUGAAUAAGGUGACAGUCAAGGACACGUACCCUCUACCACUCAUCGAAGAGUGCAUGGACAAGCUAGCGGGAAACCGCUGGAUUUCAAAACUGGAUGCCAAUGCGGCCUAUUGGCAAAUUAAAAUAGCCCCGGAAGACCGGAAAAAGACAGCCUUUAUUAUCAAAUACGGACUAUUUGAAUUCACAAGAAUGGGGUUUGGUCUUCGAACCCGACCUUCGCUAGGGCCAUCAAUCAGGUAUUGCACAGACUUAACUGGAAAAUUGCAUUAG